Molecule: messenger RNA, 7069 nt
Organism: Liolophura sinensis
Lineage: Eukaryota; Metazoa; Mollusca; Polyplacophora; Chitonida; Chitonidae
Product: kinetochore-associated protein 1-like
Exons: 62
Coding region: 1-6582 (2193 amino acids)
Biological process (GO): mitotic sister chromatid segregation; protein localization to kinetochore involved in kinetochore assembly; mitotic spindle assembly checkpoint signaling
Cellular component (GO): RZZ complex; cytoplasm; kinetochore microtubule
Molecular function (GO): small GTPase binding
Source: RefSeq, a predicted model, not a curated record
AUGGCGUCGUCUUGGGAUUGCGUGGAGACUGACUUUGGGGAUGAAACAAGGAAUUUUGGGCCGCGACAGGAAUCUGGAUCAGCGCUUUACGAAGUGAACACGAUCGCUACAAUAGGACAACGUGAACCGAAUAAAAGUUGUGAAAUGCCCCACCUCUCAGCAGCUGUGGUUGGAGAGUUGAUUGCUGUUGUGGCCAAUCAGCAUCUCUCUGUGUUUCGGGAUCUUCAGUUUGAACAGACCUUGGAAUUUGAUGCGGUAAUAGAUACACUGGCCUGGAGUCCAGAUGGAGCUUUCCUGGUAUUGGGAGAUUGCAAAGGCUCACUGUAUGUGGUGGAACCCAAUUCACAGGAAGUCAUCUGCAACACUUCCAUAUUGCCCCCAAAUAAAAUAGGAGGGAAAACUUUCCAGAGUAUUGUUGUCAAGAAAUUCACCAAUGGGUAUGACAUAGUUAUUCUAUCAACUUCAUCACAGAUGUUUGUGAUAAGGGAGGCAACUCCAGCAGUCUUCAUGGAUGGUUCAAAGAGUUUGCAGGAAAAGCUGACCAUUGAAAUAGGUGACUUGACGACUGUUCAUACCAGAGAUACAACAUGUGCUCUUUUCCUGAGGAGAAACAUCAUAACAUUGGGCUUCGGUGAGAAUAUUGUAGGCGUGUGGUCCUCGGACAGUGGCCAGCUGGAUGUGAUCAAGCAGGGCACCAGUUUCUUAACACGAGAUGCUGGGAUCCUCUCUGGUUGUGUCACAGCCAAUGAGAAAUUUCUUCUUCUAUUGGAUGAAAAGAAGCACCUGUUAGUUUUGAACUCACAGUUCAUGUUGCUGACAGUGUGGGAUGAGGAAACAGUCGAGGCUUUCUUCUUGUUGGAGUCAGAAGAGGAGAAUAAGUACAGUCUGGAAGGUGUUAAAGUUGUGAUGAUUACAUCAGCAAAGGGCAAGAACUGUCUUCAGGUGAAGAAUCUGCCUGGAUGGGAUACAGCCUAUACCCUACAACUCUUCCCCACUCACCUGGUUGAGUCAUUUCCUUUCCAGGAGUCUCUUUACAUUAUAGAGUGGUGUGACACAGAUGAAAAUAAUGACAUUACGGACCCACACCUGCGGGUUAGGUGCCUGACAGAAGCUUUACCAGAGACCAGACUUAUUCGACUGCUCAAUAAAAACAGAUUUGAUGAAGCAAUGCAGUUUGCUAAAAUGUUCAGCCUGGAUACAGAACUUGUUUAUAAAGCAAAGUGUAAGUACCUGUUGGACCAAGUAUCAGCGUGGAAUGUGGGGAAAUACGAGCCAGAUGUUGUCAAGGAGAUGAUCAGCGACCUUCACACCUGUUUGUCCUUCAUCAAGGAUAUUGCAGAUAUUGUGUCUCUGUUUACCUAUGUUGCUUUACCAACCCUACAUGACACUCACAAGAUACUGCUGUACGUCAAGAAACUGAUGAAGUCCUAUUUGGGAGCAAGGAAAGAUUUAACAGAUGUUCAAAGAAGCAAAGCCACAAAUGAUUUGAAGAAGCUUUUGGAAGUUAUUCAUCGCUUGAUGACCUAUAAACUGGUGUAUGGACAAGAUAACUAUUGUGCUGAGAGAUGGGAGCGUUUUAUUAAGAGUCACUUGUGGGAGGAUACAUUUUCUUGGUUCAAACAGGGAGAGCUGGGCAAGGCUCUUGCCAUCUGGACAAGACAUCAGCAUGACUGGGUUACAGACCUGACCAGAGAGUCUUUUCAUGAUUUACUCACUGUGAUCCCAGAGAAUGUGACGGGAGAUCAGCUCACGAGCUGGAUCACCCAGGAUCUUCUGCCCUUUAUCCUGUGCACUGUACCGAAAGCUUUCGUUGUCCUGCUACAAUGGUCAGUUCGUAAGGCACUGAACAUGGAGAGACUAGAGAAGGAGAAGUGGCCAGUGAAUGCCAUGAAGUUUUUGAGAUCAGUUCACAGAGCCGGGAUGGAGUUCUGCUACACCAAGUCUGCCACACCUGCAGAAACAGUCCUCAGGACCCAGAUGAAUGUGACCCAUGCACUACAGUCAAUCAACGCUGAGAUUGUUAAACUCCAAAACAUGUAUGACCUUCAGCAAAAGUACAAGUUUCAACUGACCUAUGGUCAGUUUGUGGAGGAAUCCACUGAAAGCGUAGCGUUCCGCAUGCUGGACAAGGUGUGGGCAAUAGAGCUUAUACCCACAACACUGAAGAAACAGAUACGGCCCUACAUGAUAGAACACAGCCUCAAAGAAGAUGACAUCUUCUCCAAGUACAUCAAAGAUUUGUUGGAGAGAAUGGGAAGAAAAGUGUCAUACCACGGGGAGGCUCGGUGGGAGGCUAAAGCUGUGGCUGUGAUCAAGUACAUCAAAAGCUCUGAGUUGAAGUGUGAAGCAGUCCUUGAAGUGAUGAAGUAUGCAUCUAUUCCAUGGACUGAAGAUGUGCAGAAUUUAGUACAAGCUGGAUUGAAGUUGGAUCAUCCAAAAGUUAAGCUGUUGAAGGAGCAGUGUAAUAUCACACGGAUCAAAGAGAUUCUGUUGAAGUAUGAGCUGAAGAAGAUCAAGGUGGAGGAUUUGGGGGACUAUGAUCUCUCUCGUAUUAUGAAGUUCAUUCUGAAGAAAGAUGGCAGCCAGUCUGUGGAAGACGCUUUGCGGAUCAUAGAGCUGAAGAGAUUAGACCGUUCUCAUCAGGUGGACGUCUAUGCCUUUAGACUACGCUUCUUGGUGGAGGGAGAUCGGGAACAUGAGGCCGUUUCCUUGGUGAGGUCACUACCCACUUACUUGUCAGAGACCUGUGCAAAACGUCUCAUCACCUACGCCCAGGUUAUCCUGAAUGAACCUAUCCGCUGGCAGCCAAAGGUGGAGGAGAAAGGAAGACUACAGUUUGCUGCUGCAGGCUCCAGUUUCUGCUCCUACCUGACAGAGCUCCUCAAAGAUCGUCUUGAUGUGGAGGAAUAUGCAGAUGCCAAGCAUGAAUUUGACAGUCUUGCCACCCUACAGACAGAGUUUGAGGAGGUGGUCAAACUGAAUGAUUACAGAAGUGAGGUGCAGCGAGAUUCCCUGCUGGCCAAACACAUACAGGACAUGUUCUCUAGGACAAAUCAGCAAAUGAAUGCACUGUGCUACAACAAGCUGUUCAGACUGGCAGAUGUGCUCCAGGUGGGACGUCCCCAGCUAUUGGGUCAGCUGGUGUUAAAGGCGGCCAGAAGUGCACAAGUUGACACUGCUAUAGACCUUUGCAGGAUGCUACUGGACACUGAGCCCACCCCACAGACAGGCAGAGUGAUGUAUGAUGUGGCCAGGACGCUGUGUGUACUUCAGGAUAACCUAGCCUCAUUAGAGAGUCCACCCAUAGACGUGCUUCGCCGGCUACCGCCCGUUCUCAACACUCUUGCCUCUCAGGCAGUCAUCCUUUGCCCCACAGAGUUAAUUGGGAAAUGCUUGGAGCUGUGUAAAGUGACAGAUCUCUCCUGCAGACUGUGUGGUCAGUGUGAGGCAGGUGACUAUGACCUAUCUGAACAGAUGGGAGAUGCCACAUCCCAGGACCCUUACGCUGUAUGGAAUCUGGAUACUGUGUUCAGAGAGGAUGCCCUGGUCUUAGAUUCUGCCCUGGCUUUACCUCUAGCUGCCCGUGUUACCAGCUCUCACAUGGGACUUGUAGAGCAUUCAUUCUCCGCACACCCCAAGACGGAAGAAGAGAAGACAGAGGGCAUGUUAGACUUAGCUAGCAGUGCUCAUAACCUGGUCGUAUACCUGCAGAAAAAUGGCCACCUGGGCCUGUCCGUGGAGUGUCUCCGGCAGAUGAUGGCUACUGCUCUACGCUGUCUGCUGUACCAGAACGAAGAGAAGUUUGAUGAUGCCCACCUUCAGUUGUUCACCAAAGGCCUGUCCAAGUGUAGAGAGCUCACCUCUGCGUUGUUGUCUAAGGUUUUACAUCAAAGUCAUGUUGACCACAGACUGGCUUUAGCUUAUCUGACCAGUCUGCCCAGACAGGUCAGUGUGACCGUGCUGAAGAAAGGUGUGUCUGCUGCCAGACACAACUACAAGAUGAUCAUGUCUGUGUCCAGGGUGGGGAUAGCCUUGAGCAGCCUUUACAGGGAUCCCAUGGCGCUAGCCAAGUUUAAGGAGCUGGAGAAAAACGCCACCUGGGGUCACAGAUUGAGCAAAAUUAAGAUCAACUUCCGAGAUGCAUUUAUGGCACCGUCCAGUGAGAAGACAAAGUUGCUGCCUUCCAUGGCUCAAUGUGAAUCUGUCACGAUUGAUUUAAUUAAAGACUACUGCAGGUCAUUUCAGAUUGAAGAAGAUGAAGGUUUGCUGAUGUACAUUAACCAUUUACUGUUAACACCUCCCCCACUUCCAAAUGACCUGGCAGGUCAGCAACAACAACAAGCUCAGUUAGAGAGAGCUAGGUUAGCUAUGCAGGAAGUGAAAUUACCUGAUGUAUUGGAGGAGAGAUUACAUACUUUACUUUUGGAACAGGUGAACCCUUACAACUAUGAGGUGAUUCAGUUCCUGUUAGAGGAGAUAUUAUCCUUGUCACCUGUGUCCAAUGCCAAGGCGCAGAAAGGCUUAGAGCUGCUGUGGUACCUGAAGAUCUACCAACGCUGUGUCCCUCCCACAGAGGCAGAGAUUAAGUACAGCAUUAUGCAGGAGUCUGAAGAGUUAGUGUGUGGACUGGAGUCUCUUCAUCCCUUGUCACAGGAUAGGCUACCAUACCCCCCUCUAAUGUCAGACAAACCCAUGAGCAUUAUCAAACCCGAGCUGAACUAUGGUACUGUGACACAGUGGAUCCCAAUGGCUAAAUUGUUACAGAUCCCCCUGGACAACCUGUACAUGGCAGCCAUCAAGAACACAGUAGUACAGUACAAGGAGAACAACUCCUUCCGCCUGAUGGCGGGGACAGAUGCCUCUAAGAUCAGCCCAUCUAGCUGGGAGCUGAGCGAGGCUGGCAUGGAAAUGCUGAGGAAGGUAGAGGAGAUGCUGGUCAAACUGUCAAACUGUGAGAUGGCCAUGGCCUGCUGUAUCUCCUCCGUCAUUUCUGUACUGCCAGUUGGUGUUGAGAAGCUGGUAGCCCUGGAGAAGGGUAUAAGCUAUGCAAUGAAGUGGUACAAGGCGGCUGAGGAAGGUACAUCCAGCAAAGAGCGAGCCAAGGCUACCCAUAUCAAGUUUUCUGAGCUGUACCAGCGUUUGGCCACAGAGAGGAUAUUGUAUCAAGCCAGCAUGACUCAGCCAGAGCUAGUACAGCUGGCUAACAACCCUAAAGCUCUCCUUCACAAGCUCUACAUGCAUCCCAGCAUUCUGCAACAUGAGGACGAACGAGAUGGGGCCAAACCUGAUAUUCAUGAAAUGGCCAAGAAGAUUGCUGCAGUGAACUCGAUUCAGCUGGAGAAGAUUGUGAAUGAUUUGAUCCUGGAGUGUUUAGGAGGGGAGAGCAGGGCAGAGGAGGAUACGGACGCAACCAUGAAUUUUACAUUCACAAAUAUGGACUUUGCAAAAGAAGAGCCUGUCUCUGAGGAUGAAGAGUCCUCCCUCAGAAGGGUGAUGUACCUAUUGAGAUUCUACACGGAAGAGUUUAGCUGUCAGUUCCUGUUCCAUUUCUUCAACACUUCUCCAACGGAUAGUGUGAUGCAGAGUAACAAAUGUCUGGUGAGAGCGUUGCGAUGUUUACUGGAACUAGCAGAUGAUGCUACUAUUGAGCGUGUGUGUGGAAAGCCAGCAGUUAAAACCAGGUGUGAGUUGCAGGUGUUGAUGUAUCUGGUGGACCUGGACAGUUUGAACAUUCAGCACAGCUUGGACAGUUUUACACAGUGUAACAAACAUGCCCUGGUAAAGGCCGUCUGGCAGAAACACAGUCACAAGAAAGUUGCCGUACAGUUAGUGUGUGACAUUUGUCUGGAUUAUAACAUUGCUGAUGUUCACUUGUGGAGCUGUGUUUUGCAGAAAUUACAAGCCUUUGGCAUGAGCCAGAAGCUGGAGAACUCCCUGAUCCGAAUCAGUGGCAUCCGUGAAUUGUGGCAAAUCCCAUCACUGGCCAAAGUCUGGCAGGACGUACUCGUCAGCUUCCUUAACAAAGGUCUACCUCCAUUGCCAGCUGAACAGAUUCAAGAAUGUGCUCGCGCCAUUAAUCUUCUGCAAAAGUGUCCCGUUUCGGAGGAAUUAGAUCUGGCUGCUUUAUGUGAGCUGUGUAACCGUGUAGAGAUGUACAGCUGUGCCCUGGGCUGUGUCACCUUUAUGUUGGAUCAGGACCAACAAAUACAGCAGGUCAAGAUGGUGAUGUCAGCAGGUCUUGAAGCUGUCGUGGACAAUCUCAGAAUGGCAGAAGAACAAGGAUUGUCGGCUACGAUGAUUUCUCGGGUGGAGAACAUUCUUUUUCAGUUUGGAGAGAUGACAAACAGUUAUGAUAAGAUAUAUGGGUCAGAGAGACAACAAGCCUUUAUUAACUAUUUGAUAGAAAAGCAGGAUGUCCAAGGGUUGGUUGAACACCUUCAUAAUCACAACAGGAUGAAGGAGGCAGGUGCAGUAAUUGAUACAUACCUGGAGAAGUGUCCUACAGUCGCAGCUCACCUGAGGGCUGCCUGUCAUGGCAAGUCGGAGCAACUCAAAGUACAGAUUUUUAUGCAAUCAUCGUAAGAGAAGAAGCCAAAUCUAUCAAGUGAAUUUCCAUGUGGAAGUUGUACCCAUACUAUGAAGAUUUAUAUCUGUCAAUUUAACUUCGAGAUUACAGUGCACUCCAGACUCCUGAAUGGAGAUAUGGGUUUAUUGUUCCUGGAUGUCAUUUUGUUCAAUAUUGCAUUGUCCAUUGUCCACAUUAUCAUAUAUGUAUGUUUGAAGUGCACAUACAUCAUUUAUGUAACUUUUAUCACACCAUAACUUUGACUACAUGUGCAUUUAAUAUAAAUGUAUUCCCAAGAAAUCAGGAUUUGCAUUCUUCUUGCUGUCUUUGCCAGUUUGUUUUUGUAUAUUUAAUUGUGCUGCAUAUUAAUUGAACAGAGUAUCAUUUUUUUAUUUUUAUUUAAAGAUUUGCUUUGUGAAUUAGUGAAUCCACAACGUCCAUGUUAUCGAAGGUAUCUUAAAUACAUGUAUGUUCCAGUCCUCAAAAUGUCCUACGAUGUAGUUG